AUGAGUGAAAAGAACUCUUUUGUGGCGGGAAUCGACGGCGCCAGCGGAGAUGCCACCGAUGGUAUCAGCUACGAAGGACAUGGCGCUUCUCAUCCCUCAAAUCGCCAGCCGCGUCUCCAGCGACGAUUGAAAAGCAGACAUCUACAGAUGAUUGCAAUUGGUGGCACAAUUGGUACAGGCCUAUUUAUCGGAAGUGGCGAGGCGAUAUCUCACGCUGGGCCAGUCGGGGCACUCAUCGCUUAUAUGUUCAUUGGUUCCAUUGUGUUUUCGGUCAUGACAUCUCUUGGGGAAAUUGCGACGUACAUUCCCAUCCCAGGGGCAUUUACAGCAUAUGCCUCGCGACUUGUAGACCCUAGCCUCGGGUUUGCCAUGGGCUGGAUCUACUGGUUUUCAUGGGCCAUCACUUUCGCCCUAGAGCUGACGGCUACUGGCCUGAUCAUCGAGUAUUGGGACCAGACCAUCCCUAUCGAAAUCUUUAUUGCGGUUUUCUGGGUGAUCAUUUUCGCUUUCAACUUGCUACCCGUCAACUUCUAUGGUGAACUGGAGUUUUGGCUCUCCAGCAUCAAAGUUCUCACCGUCGUUGGGUUCAUCAUCUUUGGCAUCUGCAUUGAUGCCGGCGCUGGCCGCCAAGGUUAUCUUGGGUUCCACAACUGGGUGCAUCCGGGUCCCUUUGCUGACUAUCUCGUGACUCCUGGCCCAACUGCCAAAUUCCUGGGCUUCUGGGCGGUCCUCAUCCAGGCCGGCUUCUCAUGUCAAGGGACCGAGCUCGUCGGACUGGCUGCCGGUGAAAGCGAGAAUCCUCGAAAGACGGUCCCAUCGGCCAUUCGCAAAACCUUUUUCCGGAUUAUCUUGUUUUUCGUUCUGACCGUGUUUUUUAUCGGCCUGCUGGUGCCCUCGAACAAUAAGCGACUGCUCUCCUCGGCCUCAAACGCAUCAGCAUCGCCGUUUGUGAUCGCUGCAGACCUGGCGGGUGUCCCCGUUCUGCCGAAUCUACUCAACGCAGUUCUUCUGACAGUGGUCUUGUCGGCUGCUAAUUCCAACGUUUAUACUGGCAGUCGUCUGUUGGUUGGCUUGGCACAGGAAGGCUUUGCACCCCAUUGGUUUUCCAAUACGACCAAAGGUGGUGUGCCAUACAAUGGAGUGGUGGCCACCGUUGCAAUUGGCUUGCUUGGCUUCAUGAAUGUUUCCAGCAAGGCCACGACCGUUUUCAACUGGCUACUGAAUAUGUCGGCCGUGGCUGGGUUCAUCCUCUGGGGCACCUUGAAUCUUUGUCACAUUGCCUUCAUGCGGGCGCUUAAAGCCCGCAAUAUGUCUCGGGACAUGCUGCCUUACAAGGCUCCGUGGCAGCCUUUCCUGGCAUAUUACGGAUUGUUCUUCAACGUUCUCAUCGCUUUGACCCAGGGUUUUACGGCGUGGAUCCCGGCAUUUGAUGUGAGCGGCUUUUUUGCGGCCUAUAUUAGCUUGAUCCUGUUUGCCGUUUGUUACAUUGUUCACAAGCUCGUGUUUCGAGACCCUCUGGUUCGCCCGCUCCAGGCCGAUCUCGAUACUGGCCGUCUGGAGAUCGAAAAUCAGCACUGGGAGGUUAUCAUCCCUACCACUUGGUAUGGCAAAGUCUGGCGGAUCCUGGUGGACUAA
This is a messenger RNA of Penicillium lagena, 1635 nucleotides long. Its product is annotated as Arginine permease CAN1. The coding region runs from base 1 to 1635 and encodes 544 amino acids. The record is from RefSeq and is a predicted model, not a curated record. The transcript has 2 exons. Gene Ontology annotation, biological process: amino acid transmembrane transport. Gene Ontology annotation, molecular function: amino acid transmembrane transporter activity. Gene Ontology annotation, cellular component: membrane. Lineage: Eukaryota; Fungi; Ascomycota; Eurotiomycetes; Eurotiales; Aspergillaceae.